AUUCACUUAUCCACCAUGUACUUCAUAUUUAACCUUUGUUUUCUCAACUCAAGAUGGUGCUAACAAGAUCACCUCCUGCAAAACUGUGAAAGCGAAGUUACUCACGUAAAGAGCUGAGUGUGCUGCAGGGCAUACAGUAAAAGUUCCAGAAAAGCUCCAGUCAUGACGCAGGAAGGCUGCAGUCUGCAGACCACAGAAGAGCCAGCGGUCUUCAGAGCCAUGUUGGCGGCGGUGGGCUCCCUGGUGGCCGCCUUCUGGGCGACGCUCCAUCUCCGGACGCUCCUGCUGGCUGCUGUCGUCUUUCUGUUCGUUGUUGACUUCCUCAAAGGCUGGCGCCCCCAAAACAACCCUCCAGGGCCCUGGCGCCUGCCCUCCCUAGGCAGCUUUUUCACGUGAACGUUGAGCAAUUGCACUUUGAGAUUCAGAAGGUAGGAGGAGGCAAAGGUAUCUGUAAAUCUUGACCUGCAGUGUUAACCUGGGCAGGAGGAUGGGUGGCUCUAAGGCUGAUACUGGCAACUGCCAAACCCACUCUGAAUUGUUUUAAAACUUACCUGUCAACUGGCACCAUUCUACCUGCCCCUUCUA
Messenger RNA from Castor canadensis (American beaver), 585 nucleotides. The record is from RefSeq and is a predicted model, not a curated record. NCBI's taxonomy places the organism in Eukaryota, Metazoa, Chordata, Mammalia, Rodentia, Castoridae.